GCAUGUCAACAGAAGAUUUUCACGCUUGUAUAUUUCAACCUCGCGGCAUUUGCAGAUGAAUUUGGACGUUUUGGACGAUAUUCAGGACGGCUGGCGGAUGAUGUGUAUUGAGCCCACACAGCUUCCCUUGUCACGUCCACCUCUGACAUCAUGCCCGGUGAGGAUAAACUGCCACAACCAACCCGUCACAGGAAAAAGAACAAGAGGCCCCGCACCCAGGGGAGAGGUCCUGGUGGAAGUCCCAGUUCCCACCUUGGAGGCACCUUAGAUGGACAAGAUGAUGUCCUCUCACCCCCAGUUCUCCAGCCUUCUAAAAAGGUGGCAAAGGAGAGGCCAAAAGUGUCUGUUGCUAAAGUGGACGAGGAGUCAUCCAUGGCUAUCUGUCUUCAAGUGCUUUUCCCUUACCUGCUGGCUGGGAUGGGCAUGGUCAUGGCUGGCAUGGUGCUGGACAGUGUACAGCACUGGGAAGUGUUCAAGGUGAUAACAGAGGUUUUCAUCCUGGUUCCUGCUCUGGUUGGACUCAAAGGAAACCUGGAGAUGACUCUGGCUGCUCGCCUCUCCACUGCUGCAAAUACAGGCCAAAUGGAUGACCCCAAUAAACAGUGGACCAUGGUGUGCAGCAAUCUGGCCCUUAUACAGGUGCAGGCCACAGUGGUGGGAUUCCUGGCAGCAGUGGCAGCUGUCUGUUUAGGGGCAAUUUCUAGGGGAGGUGUUGAGCUGGAUCAGGCAGCUGUCCUGUGUGCCAGCAGCAUCACCACUGCCUUUGUUGCUGCUCUCUCCUUAGGUCUCGUAAUGAUUGGAGUGAUCAUUGGCUCCAGGAAGGUCGGGAUCAACCCCGACAACGUGGCCACCCCCAUCGCUGCCAGUCUGGGGGAUUUAAUCACCCUGUCGCUGCUGGCUGGAGUCAGCAGCGCACUGUAUGAAUACAUAGAUAUUUGGUACCUGUCCCCCUUGGUGUGCCUGGUCUUCUUGGCUCUGAUCCCACUCUGGGUGGUGGUGGCCCGACAGAGUCCUCAGAUCAGAGAGGUUCUUCGCUCAGGGUGGCAGCCUGUUAUUGUAGCCAUGUCCAUUAGCAGUUUUGGAGGCCUUAUACUGGACAAAACAGUGAGUGAUCCAAACUUUGAGGGGAUGGCUGUCUUUACGCCUGUCAUCAAUGGAGUAGGUGGUAACUUAGUGGCCAUCCAGGCGAGCAGGAUUUCAACCUAUCUGCACUUUUGGAGCAUCCCAGGGGUGCUGCCCUACAAGAUGAGGCAGCACUGGCCCAAUCCCUGCAUCACCUUCUUCUCCUCAGGGGUGAACUCUAAGUCAGCUCGGGUGCUGCUGAUGCUGGUCAUUCCUGGUCACCUCGUCUUCCUCUACGCCAUCUCUCUUCUGCAGGGAGAGGAGGCUCCUAUCUCCAUCGCCUUCACCAUCUGCUAUCUGUGUGCCGCUUUGCUGCAGGUGGCCAUCCUCCUCUAUGUUGCUGACCUCAUCGUCCGUUUGAUGUGGCGGAGAAGUCUGGACCCCGACAACUUCUCCAUCCCCUACCUGACAGCUCUGGGGGACCUGCUUGGCACCGGUUUCCUGGCUCUCUGCUUUCGUAGUGUCUCCCUGCUUCAGAGUCUAAGCCUAUGAA
Molecule: messenger RNA, 1615 nt
Organism: Melanotaenia boesemani (Boeseman's rainbowfish)
Lineage: Eukaryota; Metazoa; Chordata; Actinopteri; Atheriniformes; Melanotaeniidae
Gene: slc41a3
Product: solute carrier family 41 member 1
Exons: 11
Coding region: 151-1614 (487 amino acids)
Biological process (GO): monoatomic cation transport
Cellular component (GO): plasma membrane
Molecular function (GO): monoatomic cation transmembrane transporter activity
Source: RefSeq, a predicted model, not a curated record